Gastrolobium bilobum is the source of this 1641-nucleotide messenger RNA. RefSeq names its product 4-hydroxyphenylpyruvate dioxygenase. The transcript has 2 exons. Lineage: Eukaryota; Viridiplantae; Streptophyta; Magnoliopsida; Fabales; Fabaceae. Gene Ontology annotation, molecular function: 4-hydroxyphenylpyruvate dioxygenase activity. The coding region runs from base 59 to 1375 and encodes 438 amino acids. Gene Ontology annotation, biological process: L-tyrosine catabolic process. The record is from RefSeq and is a predicted model, not a curated record.
UAGCAACACCACAGCCAACAGCACCAAACUUAGCUCUCAGUCACCGCAACCGAAUACCAUGGGUAAGGAAACCGAAAACGCAGGAACCGGGUUCAAGCUGGUUGGUUUCAAUAAUUUCGUCCGAACCAACCCCAAAUCAGACCGGUUCAAGGUCACCCGGUUCCACCACAUCGAGUUCUGGUGCACCGACGCCACCAACGCCGCGCGUCGCUUCUCCUGGGGCCUUGGCAUGCCUAUUGUUGCUAAAUCCGACCUCUCCACCGGCAACCUCACCCACGCCUCCUACCUCCUCCGCUCCGGCGACCUCUCCUUCCUCUUCUCUGCCCCUUACUCUCCCUCCAUCUCCUCCUCCUCCGCCACAUCAACCGCCGCAAUCCCCACCUUCGACGCCUCCGCCUGCCUCGCCUUCGCCGCCGCCCACGGCCUCGCCGUUCGCGCCAUCGCCGUCGAGGUAGACAACGCCGACGACGCCUUCGCCACCAGCGUCGCUCACGGCGCCCAUCCCUCGUCUCCCCCGGUGGUUCUCGAUAACCGCGUCGGACUCGCAGAGGUACGUCUCUACGGCGACGUCGUUUUGCGCUACGUCAGCUACAACGACUCAUCUCACGUAUCCGACCCGAACCCGAACCCGGGAUCGUGGUUCCUACCCGGAUUCGAACCCGUGGAGGAGCUCUCGUCGUACCCGUCGCUGGACUACGGGAUCCGGCGGCUGGACCACGCCGUCGGGAACGUGCCGGAGCUUGCACCGACGGUGAAUUACGUGAAAGGGUUCACGGGGUUUCACGAGUUCGCUGAGUUCACUGCGGAGGACGUGGGGACGAGUGAGAGCGGGUUGAACUCGGUGGUGCUGGCGAAUAACGAGGAGAUGGUGUUGCUGCCGUUGAACGAGCCUGUUUAUGGAACAAAGAGGAAGAGCCAGAUUGAGACGUAUCUUGAGCACAACGUGGGUGCUGGUGUUCAACACCUUGCUCUUGUGUCCCGUGACAUUUUCAUGACUCUCAGAGAGAUGAGGAAGCGAAGUGCUGUUGGUGGCUUUGAGUUCAUGCCUUCUCCUCCACCCACCUAUUACUGUAACCUCAAGAAUCGUGUUGGUGAUGUGUUGACCGAUGACCAGAUCAAACAGUGUGAGGAGCUUGGAAUUUUGGUUGAUAAAGAUGACCAGGGUACCCUCCUUCAGAUUUUCACUAAGCCUGUUGGAGACAGGCCGACCAUAUUUAUAGAGAUAAUACAGAGAAUUGGAUGCAUGAUGAAGGAUGAUGAAGGGAAAGUAUAUCAAAAGGGAGGAUGUGGGGGUUUUGGGAAAGGCAACUUCUCGGAGCUUUUCAAAUCCAUUGAAGAAUAUGAGAAGACUUUGGAAACUAGAAGAGUUGCAUGAUGCAAGAUGUCAGCAUCUUGUUCAUUGUGGUGCUUUCUCAUGCCCAAGAGGUCAUCUAUUUAUACUGCAAUGUUAAAAUACAUUCAUAGAAUUUCAUACCUGGAGUAGCUGGAGCCCUUCCAUCAAGGUUGGCUGAGCCUACCUUCAUUCAAAGGAUUAAUAUGGAAUUGAUGUGGCAUGGGGAUGUUUAUUUUCUGUAUAAUAGAUACUAUAAUGGGAAGGAGAACUCUCCCUUAUUUGAAAUAAAAGAAAAUCUCUUAUUUCUA